Messenger RNA from Diabrotica virgifera virgifera (western corn rootworm), 1507 nucleotides. RefSeq names its product tyrosine-protein kinase SYK. The record is from RefSeq and is a predicted model, not a curated record. Gene Ontology annotation, molecular function: protein tyrosine kinase activity; ATP binding. The transcript has 8 exons. Gene Ontology annotation, biological process: protein phosphorylation. Bases 127 to 1449 code for a protein of 440 amino acids. Lineage: Eukaryota; Metazoa; Arthropoda; Insecta; Coleoptera; Chrysomelidae.
UAUAUACUCGUAUAUAAAUAGGGAAUCUACAUCUACAUAGGUACCUAGUGCAUAAUUGAUAAACUUUGUCUACAUAAAUAUAUAAAAAAUUGUUUUAGUGUGUAGCCCCAUAGACCCAUAGAUGAGAUGGCUCCAAAGAACAACAAACGUCGUCUGAAAACCAAAUCGGUAAAUCGGCAAAAUACGGUGUCCCAGUGUAACGUCAUACGUACGCAGAUUAUAGAUGAAGAUAAGAUGAAAAUGAAUACACAAGAAGGUCCUUUUCCAAGGGAAAAAUUGGUAAACCAGCAAAGUGACGUUUCACAAUCUGGUAUCACGAAUAAUCAAAUUAUUGAUAGAGAAAACAAUAAACUUAAGACCUCUAACGAACUAGAUUACCAACAUGAUCUUAUUUCUAAAAGGGUGGAAGAACCACACCAAGGAAAGGAUGAAGCGGGGAUGAAAGAUCUUGAACAAGUUGAAAAAACUGAACCUAUGAAGACGGAUAAGGACUCUGUAUUGAUCAUGCAAAAAAUAUUAAAUAUUUGCAACGACUCCAACCAGCUAAAAAGGGAACUAUUAAGUACAUUUUCACAAUAUCUUGAGGAUAUUGGAGAUGAUAAAUGUGAGCUCUCGUUUGUAUCAAAAAUAUUAUCUGAACAUCUGUUACCAAAGGAGCUUCUUAAACUCAUCAAUAGAAAAUACAAAAUAACGGAAAAGCGGCAAUGUGGUGCAGGAGGUUUUGGAGUUAUAUAUCUAGGAAAACUUCGAGAAAGUGGUGGACCUAGAAUGGAUGUUAUCGUAAAAGGUGCUUUACCAAAAAAGGAGAAAUACCUAAAAUCCGAGGCGAUAAUUUUAAGCCCGAUGGAUCACAAAAAUAUCGUCAAAAUGAUCUCUUUUAUUACAGAACCAAUGGAAAUCGUGAUGGAGUAUAUGGAAUAUGGAAGCCUAGAUCGAUGUUUAGAACAAAGAGAGGUAUCCGAAGAAGUACUUUACGUAAUGAUAAUAGACAUUAUAACCGGUAUGGAAUAUUUGGAAAAAAAUAAAAUUGUCCACAGAGAUCUGGUACUAAGAAAUAUUUUUGUGAGUUCAAAGUUUCAGUGUAAAAUUGGAGAUUUUGGUUUGGCUGUCAAAAUUACUAGGCAUGAUGGAAUCUACAAAGAAGAGGUCGCACCGAUAUCAGGAUACCAUAUACCACCAAAUGUUUUAAUAAGUCAAGAAUAUUCUAAAAGAUCUGAUAUUUGGGCUUUCGGUUUAAUAUUAUGGCAAAUGCACUAUAUGCAAGAUGGUGGUCUUUUGUUUGUAUUAUAUGGUCCUAUAUUAGAUAGAUUUAGAAUCUUGGGAGAGUUACCAGGUAUACCAUCUCUUUCGUCAGAAGUGACAAGCUGCAUAAAUAAACUGUUCAACAUCUACUUAUCAAAAAGACCAUCCUGUUCAAAAAUCAAGAAACACAUUCAAAAUAUUUAUUGAAGAUAUGUAAGAUUUUUUAGCUCAAUUAAAAUUUUAAAUACAAAAUAUUUUAAAAUUA